CGUGAACUCGCCCGCACCGCACCGCACCGCACCGCAGACGCCGCGCGCGAGAAUUUAACGAGAGAGAGACUGGCGCCGCGCCUCGCGGUCGCGGAGGCGGAGCCUGGACUGGAGCCAGCCAGACGGUGACGCGGCGAGGCGAGACACGGGGGUGGGGGGGAUGCCAGGAGCGGUGGAGCCGGCAGAGGCGGACGCGGCGGCGGCAGCAGCAGCAGCAGCUGCCGCUGCGAGUCGUCGGCGGCCGACGGCGGCCGAGCGCCGGCGCAUGUACCGCGACCUGGCGCUGUCGCUGCGGUGCGGGCUCCGCGACGCGGCCGCGGGGUUCUCGUUCCUGCGCCUGCGCGGCCUCCGCGCGCUCCUCCGCGCCCUCCGCUCCGCCGCCGACGCCGACGCGGGCCUCUUCCGCGACUCCCAGUCCAUCCGAGAUCUCCAAGUGAUCCCGGUGCUGUUCGAGCACAGCCUGCGCAAGGCGGCGGCGACCGGGGCCGGGGCCGGGGACGCGGUGCUGACGGUGGCGCAGGUGCUGGGCAUGGCACCCGCCGCGGCCAGGCUCAGGAACCCCGCCACGGACUCCGAGGUCGUGCUCGCGCUCAGGGUGCUCGAAGGCUGCUGCCUCCUCUGCCCGGCCUGCGCCGCCGCCGCGCACCGCUACAAUGCCGUCAAGGUAGUUCUGAAUAUACUGAUGACACGGGGCAUCCUUGAGCAAAGAGCAUGUCUGGACACCCUUUUAGCGUUGCUGGUGGAUUGCUCAGAAAAUCUGACGGAUUUCAAAGAACAAGAUGGGCUAAAUAAGAUUGCUGCUAUUGUAAAAGACGCAAACAGGGACGACAAUGUAAGGUUAAAAUGUUCAGAGUUUCUGCUUCUUUACUCUGGAAAUGCAAAAGAAAACUGCGGCGCAGCUUCCUCCGAGUCUAAUAUGCAAGAAGACUUGGAAAGACUUUUCGGAGAAAAAUGUGCAUCAUUUAUCUGCUCAAUGAACCUAUUCAGCUCAACUUUAGAUUCACAAAUGAGGCAAUCUGAGCUGAGCUUUCUUGCAGAGCAUGUGUUGGAUUACAUGUAGUAGCCAUACUAAAGAUGACCAUAAUUGUGUCAUUCCCUUCACAGAUAUGCAGUUGUCAGUGGUCGAAAAUAGAGUUCGGUGCUCCAAAAUGUAUGUUUCCUAUUAAUUUGGGUAACUGAUGACGGUGUUAAUAUAUCAGCUCAACGACUCCGAAGGUUUCACCUGCGUUAAAA
Sorghum bicolor (sorghum) is the source of this 1233-nucleotide messenger RNA. RefSeq lists its product as uncharacterized. Lineage: Eukaryota; Viridiplantae; Streptophyta; Magnoliopsida; Poales; Poaceae. The record is from RefSeq and is a predicted model, not a curated record. The transcript is spliced from 5 exons. The coding region runs from base 161 to 1060 and encodes 299 amino acids.